CAAAGUUUACCAAAAUCAAAACAAACAAAAUAUUUUGCAAUAUUUUUGAAACUAAUAUUUAACGAAAUUAAGGAGUUUUAUUUGAACCAAUAUGAAUGAAAUAUAUAAACAGCACCCAUCUGAACCCAGAAGCAAUAUUGCCAAAUGCGACAACUAUGACCCUGAUAAAUACGUAAUAGGGCUGACCUCCGGUACCGUCACGACCGAUGAGGCUCUGACGCCGAACCGGCCGCCUCGCCUGACGCAGGCCACUGUUGGGAUGUACCUCAAACCCACCACCAGGGAGUUGGAUGUGGUUCCACCACGCCCAACGAUAGACGAGCUUCCUAGAGCUGUCAUCAAUCGUAUGCUGGCAAAAGACAAGGCGUUCCUAAUCGACAAACCUGGUGCCGACGCCUACACCCUUACGGAUGCCUACUACCACUUCGGAAUGGUCACCGACCGAAUUACACCGCACCACCAAAGUGUGUUUCCUAGAUCGUACCAGUACGAACUGGAGUGCGUCAAACAGCGCAGACUACACAGUUGUGACAAGAAUUAUGAAGACGGGGAACCUAAAAAGCAACUGCCGGCUCAUUGCCGCGACUGCUCCAAGGGCACCGCAGCCCUGUCUGCCUUCCAGCUAGAAUGGGCUCCAGACCCUGUCCAGCGGCGCUGGCGGCAGUACCCCGACCUCACCAGGCCUCUGACUGAAGAGGAGAUUCGAUGCUCUAUGGGCGAGGUUGGAAGACCCUUCAGAAGCGAAGCCUGCAACUGGUACUAUGAAAACUACCCAUCCAAGAAAUAUGACACCAUUGGGCGAAAAUUUUCUUCGUAAUCGUUACCUAUCUAUGUAUAUUUGCU
Messenger RNA from Plutella xylostella (diamondback moth), 843 nucleotides. RefSeq lists its product as uncharacterized. NCBI's taxonomy places the organism in Eukaryota, Metazoa, Arthropoda, Insecta, Lepidoptera, Plutellidae. The record is from RefSeq and is a predicted model, not a curated record.